AUGGAAAACAAUAUCUCUAGUGCUGCUGUAAAUGGAACUGCAAUGGAAGUCAAUGUCACAGAUAAAACACCUUCUUUCAUAGUGCCCCAAAAUAGUGUCGAAUUAUGGACAGCUAUUGGAGUUAUUGCAGUAAUUACUAAUUCAGUUCUUUUUUUAAGUUUAAUUUUAUCGCGUUCAUUGCGAAAUCAAUCUCAUGUUAUAAUCAGUAGUUCUUUUGUAAUUGGCAUCCUCUUUGGUGGAAUAUAUAUUUUACCAAGAUGGGCUGCAUUUGACUACUUUCGGCAAUUUGGUUUAAUUUGUUCUAUUAUGCCAUUACUUGGUUCAGCAUUUUUGCUGAAUUAUAACUUACAUCAAUGUUUUACGAGUUUGGAUAGAUAUUUUGCCGUUAAAUGGCCUAUAAAGUAUCGACGUAAAGUGCAUAAAAGGUUAUAUUUAUACAUCGUAGUGAUUUUAUGGGUAUUUUCCUUUGCAACAGCAUUUAUACCAGCUAUGACAUUUCGACCGCUAUCUAGUAGUCAUUGUGUUGUUCAUUCUGGAAAUUUUCUUGCAGAGCGAAUUUUUGCCUACUGGAAAUUCUUAGGUUGGUUUUUUGUCCCUGUAACAGUAAUUGUCUUUUGCUAUUCCCAAACCUUUUACAUGAUUUAUAGCAAGCGAAAGAAAUCCGUUGCACCAAGUAUUAGCUGCAACUAUAGGCUUGGAAAAACAACCAGUAAGAAAACAAUUAAUGCAUCUAUACAAAUGGGUAUACUAGCAGCCAUAUUUAUUGUGAUGAUGCUACCUUAUACUUGUGGAUUUAUUAUCAGUGAAUUCGGCAGGAUAUUACCGAUAUCAGUUCAGUUUAUUCUUAAUAUGCAGUUUAUUACUCGAUACAUUGCAUUUUCUUACCCAGCUAUCAAUCCAUUAUUGUAUGCUUACUUUGUAGAUACUAUUAGGCAUGCUUUUCUGAAUCUAUUUCGUCUACAGAAAAGUAAAUCAUCGAUUAUUCCUAAAAUUAGUCAAGUUGCUUCCGGAUAA
Molecule: messenger RNA, 1014 nt
Organism: Trichoplax adhaerens
Lineage: Eukaryota; Metazoa; Placozoa; Uniplacotomia; Trichoplacea; Trichoplacidae
Exons: 1
Coding region: 1-1014 (337 amino acids)
Biological process (GO): G protein-coupled receptor signaling pathway
Cellular component (GO): membrane
Molecular function (GO): G protein-coupled receptor activity
Source: RefSeq, a predicted model, not a curated record